Polychytrium aggregatum is the source of this 1711-nucleotide messenger RNA. RefSeq lists its product as uncharacterized. Gene Ontology annotation, molecular function: pyruvate dehydrogenase (acetyl-transferring) kinase activity. Gene Ontology annotation, biological process: protein phosphorylation; regulation of glucose metabolic process. The record is from RefSeq and is a predicted model, not a curated record. Lineage: Eukaryota; Fungi; Chytridiomycota; Chytridiomycetes; Polychytriales. Bases 274 to 1584 code for a protein of 436 amino acids. The transcript is spliced from 4 exons. Gene Ontology annotation, cellular component: mitochondrion.
GCCUUGUCAAGUUCGUCACAGACUCGUCAGGGGCCUUGUCGGGCCUUGUCCUUUCCCGGCUCCAGGCGCCGACCUCCUCGCCGACCAUCCAGCUCCGGUCCUGCUCCGGUCCUGCCACAGCCCGGCGUCCCAUCCAUAUAACCAGUCCGUCGAUCGCUCGGCCAUCGUCCAUCUCUGUCCUCUCUUCCGUCCCGUCCCGUCUUGCCUCUGUUCUUCUCCCUCUCCGUCUUCCCCGCCUCCCAACCGAGCUGCGACCACCACCGCCUCUCUGCCAUGCCCUCGAAUCUGGAUCAGUUCCUCGUCCUGGCCACACAACGGCUCCGCCCAGUUUCGCUGCGUGCCCUCUACAGCAUCGGCAACGGCUGUCUCGGCCGCAACUCGCUCCAAGUUGCCUCGCAGUUCCUGCAUGAGGAGCUGCCAGCUCGGUUCAUGGAGUCCCUCAGGAUGCUCGCGCACCCAUCCACACCCGCAUACAUCUCGAACCUGCCCUCCGUCCACGACAUGUCCGAGCGCAUCGUUGGCGACCUCUCGGCCCUGCUUGAGACCCCCAGGCCUGUCUCGCCGCGCGACGAUGCCUCCUUUACCGACCUGAUCCGGGCGCUCCAACAGAACCAUGCCCAGACCCUCGGGCUGCUCGAUCAGGUCUUCCUGGAGCUGCAAGAGGCAAACUCAUCCGUUCCCAGACACUCAAGACGAGGCGCGCGGCUCUCGAGAGAGACCCAGGCGUUCUUUGAGCGCUUUCACAAGCUCCAGAUUGGCGCUGGCCUCUUGAUGUCCGAGCAAAUCUCCCUCCAUGACCAGGGCCAAAACAUCGUCACCAAGGUCUCCCCGCGGCGCAUUGCCCAACAGGCUGCCGAAGACGCCCGCCAGGCCCUGAUCGAGGAAUUCCCUCACCUCAUUUCCCCACAGACGCCCUCUGUCGUCAUCACCGAAACGAGCCAAAAGUCCCUCAGCAACCUGGUCUAUCUCGAGGAUCAUCUGCGCAGGAUCCUCUUUGAGAUCUUCAAGAACUCGCUGCUGGCCACCGCCCGCCACCAACGCCCAAGCACCGCCGCUGCCGCUCCUCUGCCGCCUCUCCGGCUUACCAUUGCCGAGGGCAAAGAGGACAUUACCUUCAAGCUUUCUGACGAGGGUGGCGGCAUCCCCUUUGCAUCUCUGGACCGCAUCUGGGACUGCACACAACCCUCGACCCACCCUGGCCCGUCUUUGGACUACCUGCAGGCCCGCGGCCGUUGCGCUGUGCCCAUGCUCGGCUUGCGCCAUGGCCUGGCCCUCUCGCGCAUCAUCGCUCGCUAUUUCGGCGGCGACCUGCAGGUCGUUUCCAUGGACGGCUACGGAACCGACACCUAUCUGUACUUGCUGAAGAAAGAUUCCCAGCCAGAGGCGCUCGAGCCCACCGUCCAAGAGUCGCUCAAGUCCGAUCUCUUCCCGUUCCCAAACCAAGUGGUGCCUGUCCCGCAGUACGCACGGCCUGCCAAGCCUGCCCCAGUAGCAGAGGAUGCCUACACCAAGACCGGCUGGCUCCUGGACUACCUCAACUCGGCCGGCAUCAGUUUGGACCACAGCCUCACGGAGCCGCUGUGAGCCCAAAGUACUUGAGCUGCUUCAGCGACAUGAUGACUUUGGUUCCAAGCGCGAUACCGAUGAUUUGACGACAACGAAUGUGUGCUCAGCGCGACGGCCGCUGCGAACGUGUUGCUGCUUUCUUGGU